AGCCCUGGGGCUCCGGCCAUGAAGUCUCGGCAGAAAGGAAAGAAGAAGGGCAGCUCCAAGGAACGAGUGUUUGGGUGUGACCUACAGGAGCACUUGCAGCACUCAGGCCUAGAGGUGCCUCAGGUGCUAAGAAGCUGUGCAGAGUUUGUGGAAGAGUAUGGAGUGGUAGAUGGGAUCUAUCGCCUCUCAGGGGUCUCCUCCAACAUCCAGAAGCUCCGGCAGGAGUUUGAGGCAGAGCGGAAGCCAGACCUGCGGCGGGAUGUUUACCUCCAGGACAUUCAUUGUGUCUCCUCCUUGUGCAAGGCCUAUUUCAGAGAACUUCCAGACCCCCUGCUCACUUACCGGCUCUAUGACAAGUUUGCUGAGGCCGUGGCAGUGCAGAUGGAGCCUGAGCGCUUGGUCAAGAUCUUAGAGGUGCUUCGAGAGCUCCCUAUUCCAAACUACAGGACCCUGGAGUUCCUCAUGAGACACUUGGUGCAUAUGGCCUCAUUCAGCGGUCAGACCAACAUGCACGCCCGCAACCUGGCCAUUGUAUGGGCCCCCAAUCUGCUCAGAUCGAAGGACAUAGAGGCCUCGGGCUUCAAUGGGACAGCCGCCUUCAUGGAAGUGCGUGUGCAGUCCAUCGUCGUGGAGUUCAUCCUCACACAUGUGGAGCAGCUCUUCGGGGGUGCUGCCCUCCCUGGUGGUGAAGUGGAGGGUGGAUGGCGCUCGCUUCCAGGGGUCCGGGCAUCGAACAGCCCUGAGGACUUUAUGCCCAGGUGCCUGCCCUACCACUUGCCUAGCAUCUUACAGGCUGGUGACGGCCCUCCACAGAUCCGACCCUACCACACGAUCAUUGAGAUUGCUGAGCACAAGAGGAAGGGGUCUUUGAAGGUCAGGAAAUGGAGAUCCAUCUUCAAUCUGGGUCGUUCUGGCCAUGAGACAAAGCGUAAACUUCCACGAGGGGGUGAGGACAGGGAGGACAAGUCUGAUAAGGGGACAUUACGGCCAGCCAAGAGCAUGGACUCACUGAGUGCUGCGACUGGACUCAUUGAUGAGUCAGAGGGAAUGAUGAGACCCAGCAGUCCCCGGCCAAGCCCACUACUGCCUGGGAACUUGGAAACCAAUUCUGUGGAGGCAGCAGAGGGCGAUCAAGAGCCUGAGGAGGAGACACUGGGUGGCACGAACUCUGAGCCAGGCACCCCACGAGUUGGGCGGUCAACAGCCCGGGCUGGUGGCACCAGCCGUGCAGAACGCUGUGCUGGUGUCCACAUCUCAGACCCCUACAAUGUCAAUCUCCCCCUACACAUCACCUCUAUCCUCAACGUACCCCCAAACAUCAUCUCUAAUGUGUCCUUGGCCAGGCUCACCCGUGGCCUUGAAUGCCCUGCCCUACAACACCGGCCAAGUCCUUCCUCUGGCCCUGGCCCCAGCCUCCCAGGUGAGGAGCCAGGGACUGCCCAGCACUAUGAGAAGUCGGAGGCAAGUCCAGCACUAAGUCCCUUAACUGAAUCAGGCCCAGAGGAUGUGCCCCAUGCCCUGGAAGAUUCUCUGUCCCAAGAGGUGCAAGAUUCCUUUUCCUUCCUAGAGGAUUCAAGCAGCUCAGAGCCUGAGGGGGCAGAAGAUGGGGAGGUGACUGAGGCAGGAGCGGCAGCCUUCUCCCCUGGGGAGGAUGACCCUGGGAUGGGCUACCUGGAGGAACUCCUGAGAGCUGGGCCUCAGGUAGAGGAGUUCUCUGUGGAGCCACCCCUAGAUGAUCUCUCUCUGGAUGAGGCACAGUUUGUCCUGGCUCCCAGCUGCUGCUCCAUGGACUUUGCUGGCCCCAGGCCUGAAGCAGAGGAAGAAAGUGGGGAGGAAGUCUUCCUAAGUGCCUUUGAUGACCUAAGUCCCCUUCUGGAGCCCAAACCCCCAACCUGGGAAGGUCUAGGGAGUCUGGAGAAAGAGGCAUCAGGGCAGGUUGAGGGAGAACAGGCAUGUUGGGAAGUUGGGGAAAACAAGGAGGCUGAAUCUGGAAACAAAUGGGACAUCAGGGAGGAGGCCGAGGGGAGUCCAGAAACUAAUGCAAACAUUGGAGAGUCGGCUGAGGAAGGAGUAGAAGCUGAAGGAGGCCAAGAUAUGAUGGUCAGUUUGAGAGAACAGGGUAGGGAAGAGAAUGAGCCCACACAAGAGAAAUCCAAAUGUCUGAGUGAAGCUGAGAGUAUGGAAGAGGUACAGGGUGUGACAGAAACAGGAGGAGAGCAGAAUAAAGACAAAGAGAAGGAAAGAAAGGAAGAUGCUGAGGGUGGGGAAGAGACCCAGGUAGAAAUUGGAAAGGACGCAGAGUAUGGGACUAGUGAACACCAAGAUGCUGAGGAGAGCUGGGAAAUUGUAUAUAAACAAGAGGCUGAGGGAGACAGAGAAGACGAUGUCAAAGUACAGGAGGCAAGAGAAGACCAAGAAAAUGGUGAAGACAACAGAAUCCCAGAAGCCGCAGUUGCAGGAGGAGCACGGGAAGUCAGCAAGGAACGAGAGAGUGGGGAUGGAGAGGCUGAGGGAGACCAGAGAGAUGGAGAUGAUCAUUUUGAAGAGGGCUCCCUUCCUGAAGGGUCAGGUGGCGAGUCCCUGGAGACUGACAGUGCCAAAGAAGGCAAUGCCCAGUCCUCUGAGGGGGAACAGGCAACCUCACAGCCACUGAGGCCAGAGGAGACAGAGCCUGAGAGACAAUUCAAUGCCGAGGGCUGUGAUCAGUGCCCCUGUCCCUCUAGCUUAGCUGGCUGUGGUGUGGGCAUGCGAUUGGCUUCCACCCUGGUUCAGGUUCAACAGGUCCGCUCUGUGCCUGUGGUGCCCCCCAAGCCACAAUUUGCCAAGAUGCCCAGUUCACUGUGUAGCAAGAUCCAUGUGGCACCUGCAAACCCAUGUCCAAGGCCUGGCCGGCUUGAUGGGACUCCUGGGGAAAGGGCUUGGGUGUCCCGAGCCUCCCGCUCCUCCUGGAGGAAUGGGGGUAGUCUUUCCUUUGAUGCUGCUGUGGCCCUUGCCCGGGAACGCCAGAGGACUGAGGCUCAGGGAGUUCGAAGGACCCAGACUUGUACUGGAGGUGAGGACUAUAGCCUCAUCCCAAGAACCAGCCCUUGUAGCAUGAUCCCUGCCCAUUCUCAUCGGCCCCUUAGCUUCCUGGAGCACCCAUCCGAAGGCACGGAAGGAUCUGGAACCCGGAGUCGCCUCAGUCUGCCUUCCAGAGAACUCCAGCCCCCUGAGCCCCUUACGCCCCCCCAACGCCGAUCGUAUGCAUUUGAAACACAGGUGAAUCCUAGGAAAGGCAGUUUCGACUUCGUCGUCAUUCCAGCAGGCGGCAGGAAAUUGUAUCUUUCCGGCCCAGCCACAUCCCAGACACCACCCAAUCCUGCAGCCCUGACCAAGGGAGCUAACGGAAGUGGGGUGGAUCACGGUCGCUCGCUCUCUGCCCCCGAGCGGCGCACGCCCCCGCCCUCCUGCAAUGCCGGACCGCGGGCCUCUGUCGGGGGCGCCGAGCGGCCGUGUCUCGGGCGGGGACGGCUGGGCCCGCGGAGCCCCAGCGCUUUUCCCUACCUCCUGUGCGGAGCCGCCGGAGCGCGGGGUGUGCGCGAGGGGCCUGGCGGGUCACGGCCUGGGGGCUGGUACUCGCGCUUGUCGGGCGCUCAGUCCUGGCUGGUCGGCCUUCAAGAUUUCACCCCGCAGCCUGAUCCCGUUGCCCGGCGUCGGCCCCGGCUGACAGCUGCGGAUGAUAGGGAUGCUUGCGCCCUGCCCUCUCUUUCAUUGCUACUAAAGCGCCGCAAGGCUGGGAGGGCCACCUCCUCCGCAGAGGCAGGUGGUCCCUAA
This is a messenger RNA of Chrysochloris asiatica (Cape golden mole), 3813 nucleotides long. RefSeq names its product Rho GTPase activating protein 30 (gene ARHGAP30). The coding region runs from base 19 to 3813 and encodes 1264 amino acids. Gene Ontology annotation, biological process: small GTPase-mediated signal transduction. Gene Ontology annotation, molecular function: GTPase activator activity. The transcript has 15 exons. The record is from RefSeq and is a predicted model, not a curated record. Lineage: Eukaryota; Metazoa; Chordata; Mammalia; Afrosoricida; Chrysochloridae.